This is a messenger RNA of Physella acuta, 919 nucleotides long. RefSeq lists its product as uncharacterized. The record is from RefSeq and is a predicted model, not a curated record. NCBI's taxonomy places the organism in Eukaryota, Metazoa, Mollusca, Gastropoda, Physidae.
GAUUAAACCCUCACAAUAACAGACAAUGGCUAGCCUACUGGGUGCUGCCUCUAUCCCUUUCAUAGCAUGCAUCAGUCUGCUGGCAGCUAUGGUCUUACAGAUCCUUUCAUUUGCUGCACCUUAUUGGGCAUACUCUAAUACAGAAGAUAUUGGCCUUUGGAGGAGAACCAAUUGUGUUCAAAGAAAUGGGGUGUCUGGCUGCUAUAGGACUGACCAUCUGUGGUAUUAUUAUACAGAAUGGAUUGAUGCAGUGCGUGCAAUGGAAGCUUUGACCAUCAUUUUCUGGGCCAUCCCACUGAUUGUUUUGCCUGUUUAUAUCUAUGUGGCACUUGGUCUUUACUACAGAUGUACCAUUGGUACUAUGACAGUACUCACAAUUCUUGGAGCAAUUACAAAUUUAAUUGGUGUAAUCAUCUUUGGUGCUAAGAUUGGAGAAAAUUCUGCCUGGCGUGCCAGCUGGAGUCUCAUCUUGUGUGUCAUUGCUUGUGGCCUGGGUAUUGUCGCAUUUGUAUUCCUGCUGAUUGCUUGCUGCAAGAAGCCUCCGAAGUUUAUUGUAGCAAGUCAUUUUCACUCAGCAUUUUAUGUUGACCCAGACAGAAACAGAAUGUAUGUGGUAGAAGAUGUGGAGCAAGUAAAAAAUGGUACCAUAAUAGGAGGAAUAGGACAAAUCAAUCCAGUUUUAGAAGAUGAUUAAUUUUUUUGUGAUUGACAUUUUAUAAUUUGUUUUUGUAUAAUAAAAUUUUUUGAUAAAUACACUGUUUAAAAAUAAAAACACCACAUUUUUAAAUGUAAGAAAAUUUACUGCAAUUUUUGUAAGAAUGACUGAAAUGUUGUAAUAUAUUAAUAUCUUAUUUAAUUUUGUCUUCCAAAACUGAUGUUCUGUUAUUUUUGCAUUACUUCUCAGUUUUAAUAUGUUAUA